GUUGGAUUGUGUGACGAUCAUGAAGACACCGGGAUCGACUACAGUAUAGUUUUUCAAAAUUUCAUCAUUGUGUUCAUUUGCCAGACAACUUGUGUCUUGUGGUAAGUUCUGUCUUACAUAUCUAACAUAUCUUUCCUAGACAAUAAUUAAUUUAAGCGUGGAAAUACCAUAUAUACACUGUACUCUGAAAUGAAGGGAUUUGGUUUGAUAUUCGUUUGCCAGUUUCACGUAUGCAUUGUUAUAUACAUCAUACAUAUUGUAUGUAUAUAGCUUCAAUAUUUCUAGUCAUCUGGAAUAAGAUUGCCUUUUAAUUUUUUACAAAAGGUUGUUAUUGUUUGCCUGAGUCCAAAUCCGGUUUAAUAUAUGCUGGUUGUAUUGUAAAGAACUUGAAUGAUUUGGCAAUCAGUCGAUCAAAUGAAUUUUAAAAUUAAGUUUCUAGGUAUUUUAAAUUAAUCGCCAAUUUUACUGUAAACAUUCAAGUUCAAUUUCAUAAAAUGUAUAUACUAUAUAGUGACACAAAGAAUUAUAUAUGCCUAUGGCAUGAUAUUUGUGACAACAAGAUUUCACAAACAUUUAUGUAAAUAUAUGUGUAUAAAUGUACAUCACCUACAAGAUACAUACAUGGGCUUUGCCCUUAUAUAGAUCUGCUUUGCUUGGCCGUGUCACAUCUGAUCUUGUUCUGAAUUUCAAUCGUUUCUAAAAUUACACCUGGGGCCGGUUGUUCAAAAGCUGGUUAACGCUAACCUAGGGUUAAAUUUGCUUAACCUAGAUUACUUUGCGUUGUUCAAAGCUACAGUAGGUUAUUGUUAACCCUCGGUUAAAACAAGAUUUAAAUUUAACCCUCCUCGCUAGGUGGGUUAACUUGCUAAUCGGCCGGUUAACUUGUAUUCAAAAUGGACGUCGAAGGAGUGAAAAAAGAAAACAUGUAAAACUCUUGGUGAAACAAACAGUGUACAAAGAUUUUACAGAAGAAAAUCAACCUCAAAAAGUAAAUUCUAAGUCUGUAAAUACUAUUAAGAUUCUUAUUUGUCCGGUACAAGCCUUUAUAUCUACAAGUUGGCUUUGAAUUUAUAUACGAGCAUUAAAGUGAAAGAUACAGCAACUUCCUGUUCAUUUUGGGGUGCUGUGGUCUAAGCAUGGAGAUCAUAAUUUACAGUUUUAAUUAUUGUGUUACUAUGGAAAAGUACCUUAAUUUACAAAAUGCCAAAAGAAACAGCUAAACGUCUGCCGGUUUUCAAAAUAUAGUUUGGUACACACAGUGCCGUGAUAAAGAUUGUGUACACUGUACAGUAUAAAAACGAUUUACAUCACAAGAUCUUUGUCGAUUGCCGCCUCCAAAACUGUUCAACUCAAGUUUUUUCGAAAAAUAAUGUUAGAAAAAAUACUUGUAUUGCCAAACAAUUUGCCGUACCACCACCUGUUUCACAAAGUUUCCAUUUGCCAUUUGUUGAACAGUCAUAAGUUCUUGCACAUCUACUGUUUGCAGUGCAGUGUACUGUAUUACCUAGUAAAAACACUGUUUUUGAAGCUGUAAAACAACUUCGCUCAGUUCGCUGCUUCUUUUUCUGUUUUUGUGUUGUGUUUUAUAGGAUAAACACACAUGCGUUGAAAAAUGCUUUUCAACUCCAAAAUAAUUUGAAGUUCAUUUGAUUGACUGGGAUUUUGUUCUCAAAUUUAAUUAUUCAAGCAUUAUUUUUAUUUAAAUGGCUUUGCUGCUUUGAUCAAGUGUAUUUUUUUUCUUGAUACUUUCAAAAGGCUUAAAUUCAUGUCUGAAAUGUUCAAUUUAAGUGGCAAUGCACCCUGAUGCGCCCUACUUUACUAUUUUACUCUGUCUAACGCCAGACAAUUUUACAUGUAAAGUGGAGAGUGCUGCUACUCAAUGGGUUAACCAAACAAACUGCCCAUUAGCCUGCGUGGCAGGCCCUCAAUUUUAUGGGGGGCCUGAUUUGCAGCGGGCAGGAUUUUGACGGGCUCCGGGGGAGGAUUGAGGCCCUCAAUUUUAUGGGGGGCCUGAUUUGCAGCGGCGGAGCCCGUCAAAAUCCUGCCCGCUGCAAAUCAGGCCCCCCAUAAAAUUGCCCAUGCAUCCUCUCAACCCUUUAAGUGGCAAUGCACGCCGAUGCGCCCUACUUUAGUAUUUUACUCUGUCUAAUGCCAGACGAUUUUACUCAUCAAGUGGAGAGUGCUGCAACUCAAUGGGUUAACAAUACUUCUCCCAUCCACCCUAUUCUAGAUCCCUAGUUUUGAAACUUACUUUCCAGCCAAUCAAAAACGUUCUUACAUUACAUUUAUUUUUAAAACAAAUUUAACCUUGGGUUAAAUGUCUUAACCCUGGGUUAUAACUAACCGCACCUCUAACCUAGCUUUUAACAACGCAGUUUUAACUCAGGGUUAACUAACCCUGGGUUAGGGAUUUUAACCUAGGGUUAGCGCUAAUCCUGGGUUAAAGUUAACCAGCUUUUGAACAACCGGCCUCUGAGUAACAGACGAGUAACAUACAACUACGGACGAGAAUAUUUUCUAAAUACGACUACUAAACAGCAUUUUGAUGGUUGUUUUUAAUAAAUGAUGCAAUAUUUUUCAAAAUGGCGAUUGGCGGCUGCAGUAUGUGAGAUUUCUGUUUUUAGCCACUAUUGUAUGUGAAGGUAAGAACUGUACUACCAUAAUCAUAAAAUUAUUUGUAAUUUUGGGUCAGUUUGGAUCGUAUUUGUGUAACGUACUUUAGGCCAAGGGAAGUGAAAUAUCAGUUUACCGUCACCCGCGUGCGUGAAACUUUUCAUUAUUUCGUGAUUUUUCCAUUAUUUUUUAUUAUCCUCUUGGAUUUUUGUGAAAAUAUUUCGAAAACAUUAUUUUGUCCAGAAAUCAGAAUGUCCAGAAGCGGCAUAUGCCACGGGCCCCGCGCUUUUGGGGGCUGUUUUGUUUUUGUUUUCUAUUUCAGCGCGGGCCCGAGCGCCAGAGCGGGGCCCCAAAGAGCCUAAGUCCCCCAGAAAACUUGAGCCCCCCAAAAAUCAACCCCAAACGUUUUCUUUUUGUUCCCUGUUUUAGUUUUUCAACGCAUGAAAUACAAAAGGAUAUUUUUAAAUCUUACUGAAUUCAGGGUCUAAAAUGCCGUUGGGCGGUUGGGGUCAAGGGGCCCCGCUCCAAUAAUAUGCCACAGGCCCCGCGGAACAUUAAUCCAGCCCUGACCACGCUCAAACCACAUCCAUUUUCGAGGAAGUUUCAUCUCGAAAAAGGAAACACAACUUAGAACGGUCGAGUUAAGCCCCGUGAAAAAAGAGGGACUUAACUCGAAGUCAUUGAAAAUAUUUGACGCUCGAAUUAAGCCCCAACAUUUGAGGCAUGUAAAAGAGCAAUAAUUCGAGAUUUCGAAUCAUCCACAAUCUAGCUGGAAAUAGUUAUCAUACGUCUCGGGUUAAAUUGCCUUAAAUAAGCUGUGUGCACAGCCUAAAUGAGUCACGAACAGGCGGAACAACUCGUAUAAACAGUGAAGUUUCAUUAAGUAACAGAUUAUUUUUGACUAGCUUUUGUACGUACCUCUGAGCUUAUUACGAAUAAAUAUAUUGAUCUCGCCGUUUAAUUUCGCGUAAAAGAUCAAUUUAUUCGUAAUAAGCUCAGAGGUAUAAAAGCUAGUCCAAAAUAAUCUGCUAUUUAACGAAAAUUGACUGUUCAUAUAAUUACGAGUUGUUCAUGACUCAUUUAGGCUGCAGCUUAUUUAAGCCGAGACGUAUGAUAAGUUGAUAACUAUUUCCAGCUAGAUUGUGGACGUCUCAAAUCAUUGCUGUUUUACAUGCUUCAAAUGUCGAGGCUUAACUCGAGCGUCGAAUAUUUUCAAUGACUUCGAGUUAAGCCCCUCUUUUUUCACGGGGCUUAACUCGAACAGUCGAACUUUCCAAGUUGUGUUUCUUUCUUCGAGUUAAGCCCUUGACAAAAAUGAGUGUGGUUUGGGCGUGGUCGGGUCUUAACUCGAAGAUUAUCUACCUUUCACAAUGCAGGCUUGUGACCGUUUCAAGCAAUAUAAUUGGUCUAAAUAGAACCUACUUCAUGUACGCUUAUUAUUUUGCCACGAGAAAAGUUAGGUUGGAUUAAAUCGAUCAAUACAUGAAAUACUUGCAAUGCUCAAGGGGGGUACAAGGGCUUCCAAUGGAAUUUCUGGACGAAAUAAUGUUUUUGAAAUAUUUUCAAAAAAUCCAGGAGCAUAACAAAAAAUAACAAGUGGGUAACGGUAAACUGAUAUUUCACUUCUCUUGGCCUAAAGUACGUUGCACAAAUACGAUCCAAACUGACCCAAAAUUACAAAUAGUUUUAUGAUUAUUGUAGUACAGUUCUGACCUUCGCAUACAAUAGUGGCUAAAGACAGAAAUCUCACAUACUGCAGCCGCCAAUCGCCAUUUUGAAACUACGACUAAUAAACAUAUUAGUCGUAUUUAGAAAAUAUACUCGUCUGUAGUCGUUUGUAUAGUUGUCUGUUACUUGUCUGCACUCGUCUUUUACUCGUCUGUAAUCGUUUGUUACUCGUCUGUUACUCGUCUGUUACUCGUCUGUUACUCGUCUGUACUCGUCUGAUACUCGGGUGUAGUUUUAGAAACGAUCAUUAGACGGCUGCGAGAGAUAUGGAUUUUAUGUUCGAGUGACAAAAACAAUAUCUCACGUACAUGAAAUAGGUUCCAUUUAGACCAAUCAUAUUGCUUGAAACGGUCACAAGCCUGCAUUGUGAGAGGUAGGUAGUCUUCGAGUUAAGCCCCGAACACGCCCAAACCACAUCCAUUUUGGUCAAGGGCUUAACUCAAAGAAAGAACACAACUUGGAAUGUUCGAAUUAAGCCCCGUUAAAAAAGAGGUGCUUAACUCGAAGUCAUUGAAAAUAUUCGAUGUAAAAGAGUUAAGCCCCAACAUUUGAGGCAUGUAAAAGAGCAAUGAUUUGAGUCGUGCACAAUCUAGCUCUGGAAAUAGUUAUCAUUAGAUACUUCUCGGCCUAAAUAAGCUGCAGCCUAAAUGAGUCACGAAUAACUCGUAUAUAAACAGUCAAUUUUUAUUAAUUAUCAAAUUAUUUUUGACUAUAGCUUUUAUACCUCUGCAUGAGCUCAUUACGAAUAAAUUGACUUAUACGCGAAAUAAGUCUAUUUCGACUCAAAUCAUUGCUCUUUUACAUCGAAUAUUUUCAAAUGACUUUGAGUUAAGCUCAUGUUAAAAACAAUAAUUUAUUUUACUCACUCGCUGCGCUCGUUCAUAAAAUAUUGUUUUCACCAUUCGAAGAUAAAAGUCAUAUCUUCGUGCCGCCGUGUAAUAUCCUUUAUAUAGACGUAUCUGUAACUAUGGUGACUCAAAAUAAACCCUAUGAUAUAUUUAAUGCCGAUUUUUAAAAUAAGCGAAACAUGCAGAUGUUGUGUAUAAUAUUAAUUUAAAAUACGCUGCUAGAAUGAUGACGCGCAUGCAUGCGAUAAUUACUUUUUGAAUUGAGGAGCGUUGUUUUUUAACAACGUUGUUUUUUUUUUUAAAUUUCUACACCAUGUCUUUUAAUAUGUAUUAGUCACAUAAAAUAAAUUCCAUGAUCCUCAGGGUGUCUAGAAAACUAACUAACUAUAGCUAAGUCUAAGACCUAAGACCCCGUUUACACGGUACCGGACGAAUUUGGGACUGAAAUUCGUCCUUUUUCGCCUGUUCAUACACGCGAAUUCGUCCUGUUAGGACUUACUUUUCGAGUUUGAAUGGGUACGAGAUUGGUUUUCCGUUUUAACUGAGACUUAAUUAUAAAUUUCGAAGUCUUAGUUUUCGAGAUCUUAGUUUUUGAGGUCUUAUAGGUCUUAAUUUUCUAGACAUCCUUUAUUCUCAUCACCGCCCGACUGUAUUUUAAGAGCCUCAUGAAAUUUUUUUUAUAUUUCGUCAUGCAAUAUAAAUGUGCCGCCCGCGACAAAAUAUUUCAAGACAGUUAAGUUUUUUUAUAUUAUAUAUUGAUUAUUGGGAUUUUAGUGUCAUUUUGAACUGCCAAUUUCAAACAAAAAGCCUUGAAAGAAAUUACAUUGCAUUUUAAAGGAACUUCGCAUUCAGUUCAAGGGUUCAUGCAGUCAUUGUUGCGUUGGAGAUGACAGAAAUAUGUAAUGUAGCCUAAUAUGUUUAUUUCGGUUUGUGACACUUUACUUCGGAAAUCAUAGAAAUAUUAAAUGUUGAUAUAUAAAUUAUAUAAAAUAUAUAAACCUCCCGGCUCUUCGACAUUUUCAAAGUGUAGUGAUGAGAAGCAAGGAAUUUAUUUUGUAUGAAUCAAUAAACGGCACAGCUGCUGCUUUUCUGCCUCCUAUGUGGGGAGUAUGGCUAAUUGGCUAUAUGAUGUCCAAUAAAUGGCAAUGACAAUGUAUCAAACUCGUUUCAUUACCCUACCCCAAAAUUUCUAUUAAACGAAGAAUGAUUAUCACGGAGCCUCAGUCUCUGACUUCCUGUAACAUUUUGUUGAUUAAAAACAAGGCAGAACAAAGAAAUUCUAUAUAAGGACUUUAUUUCUGAAGAUUCCCGUUCUCUUUAGGCAUAGUAAAUACAUUUAUCAGGUGCUGUGGCAUGUAGCAUAAUUCACUAGUGUAGUAAAUUGGAAAGAAUUACUUUAUCCAAAACUGAUUUUGUCUGGGUUUUUUUUAAGACUCUAUAACUGUACUUAAAAUUAGUGCAAGGCUGACUCCCCUUGACAAAUAAAGAGUAGCAAAAUGAUCGAAUUAUUAAAAGCGUUUUUCACUGAAACCUAAACUUGUGAUAAGUAUUGUAAUAUGACUGCACAAGUGAAACGUCUACAUUACACAAACUGUAUAAUUUAGAUGUAAUAAUUUAAUUUCUGUGUUAGUGCAAUGUACUCAGGUGAACAUGAUGCUUGUGAUCAUGUUACUCUGAGUGUAUAUCCACACCGGGCAAGCUUGAAAAAUAUGCCUGGCCACGGUGAAAAUCGAACCUACGACCUUUGGAAUACUAGCCGAAUGCUCUGCCAACUGAGCUACGCCGUCAGGUCGGUUCUUCGAGUAUGUGAUAUUUCGGAACCGAAUCUAGUUCCCUCGCUAUCAAUGUAAUCUAAUAAACAUGACUUUUUCUGUGUUGGUGCAAUGUACUCGGGUGAAUAUGAUGCUUGUGAUGUUACUCUGAGUGUGUAUCCACACCGGGCAAGCUGGAAAAAUAUGCCUGGCCACGGUGGGAAUCGAUUCUACGACCUUUGGGAUACUAGCCCAAUGCUCUGCCAACUGAGCUACGCAGUCAGGUCGGUUCGAGUAUGUGAUAUUUCGGAACCGAAUCUAGUUCCUUCGAUAUCAAUGUAAUCGAACCGAUCUGACCGCGUAGCUCAGUUUGCAGAGCAUCGGGCUAGUAUUCCAAAGGUCGUAGGUUCGAUUCCCACCAUGGCCGGGCAUAUUUUUCAAGCUUGCCCUGUGUGGAUAUACACUCAGAGUAACAUCACAAGCAUCAUAUUCACCUGAGUACAUUGUACUAACACAGAAAAAAUCAUGAUUAUUAGAUUACAUUGAUAUCGAAGGAACUAGAUUCGGUUCCGAAAUAUCACAUACUCGAACCGACCUGACCGCGUAGCUCAGUUGGCAGAGCAUUGGGCUAGUAUUCCAAAUGUCGUAGGUUCGAUUUCCACCGUGGCCAGGCAUAUUUUUCAAGCUUGCCCGGUAUGGAUAUAUACUCAUGCAGAGUAACAUCACAAGCAUCAAUUUAAUUUCUUUUUAUAGUUUAUAUACUUUUUGAUGCCUGGGCUUUUUGUUAUUUGAUAUAUUUGAGUUAGCAAUUGAAAUCAAAUAUUUUGAAAUUCUAUUCUAGAAAGGAGAAAUAUAAAGCAAAAUGAGUGCUGAUGAUACUGAACCUGCUGUAAAUAUCAUAGAACCUGUUGAGGUAACUAUAACUUAAGUCCCAUUAACGCAUUUAUCCUCUAAAUGAUAAGUGAAAUCAUCUGGUGUUAGAUAGAAUAAAUAACAAGGUAGCAGGGCGCGAAAUAAUGGCCGGUGUCACAGGAAUUUCGCCCCCCUCUCAAAAGGAUAUCCUAGGAAUAUCGCCCUCCUAGGAAUAUCGCCCCACAAGGGGGCGAAUACCCUAGGGAUAUCGUCCCCCUUUAGGAUAUUCGCCUCCCAUGUAUAUGCGAUGUGGUUUAUUCAAAUAAUUUCGUAGUACUUUGAUCUUAUUAGUGCUUUACACGUUUGAGAAUUAAUGUAACUCUGCAGAACUAAAGCUUUUUUUGUCUUUUUUGAGACGUAUUGUUGGAGUAUUAGGGAGUUUAAACGUUUGCGGGAACGGCAAGGCCGAAUUUUCUUGGCAUAAUUUUCGUUCGAUUUCUGCGUGUCAUAUUUUCUUUCAUAUGACACAGGAAUAGUUAUGCAUUCUAGUUAUAAAACAACAGGCUCAUUUACUUUUUAUUGCUUUAUGGCGUAAAAUUGUUCUUGCCUGACGUUUGUCGUUUGUCUGUUAAUAAUAACAAUGAAACUAAAUGUAUUUCUUCUAUAAACAUGAUAGUGAUAGUAAAGGUAUAGCUUAGCCUUAGCUAGCUAAUGUAGUGGUAUAGACUUAAAUACCAUAAACACCGAUUUAUAUAUAUAAGAAUUACCUAACCAAUUCAAUUAUUUUCAAUCAAUGUCAAUGAAUAAUUUUGUGCAUACUGCAUCGGUAGAGACAAGUAUAUUUUUAAUGCUCUUUAUAAUGAAAUUAAACGGUUUGAUUAUAAAAAAAACAUAUACUGUAACUUAUGCAUGUGUCAGUUAAAAAAAAAAGUUUUGACAAUAUGAUUACUUUUUAACAAUGAGUUUAAGGAUUAACACCGAAAAUGCAAAAUAUGCAUGGUGUGCUGUGAAGCGUACGAUAAGUCUUAUUGAUCUACUGUAAGCCCUUUCGAUACAUGUAAUUGUAAAUUUGUAUUCUUAACAAUUUUGAAUUGAUACUGAGUUCAAAUGACAAAAGCCAUGUAAUAAUUAUCCUAUGCAACUGUUAGGAAGUGCGAAAUUUUGAACGGAGGACGAAAAUCCCAAAGAAAAGGUGAAGUUUCUAAGGGGGGGGGGGGCGAAUUUCCUAAAGGAGGGCGAGCUUCCUACGAAUUUCCCCCCUGGGGGACUAAAUUGUAGGGGGGGGGGGCGAAAUUCCUGGGACACCGGUCAAAAGACAAUAUCCGGCCAGAAUGCCGAGUUUUGACCGGUCACUUUCAGUAAAAGAACAAACUAAACUUUAUUUGAAUUAAUAAUCAAAGUAAAGUUGUCAAGUAUUAUAAUUAAGAACCAUAACAUGUUGUCAAAUGUUUUGCAGGAAUAGAACUUCAGUAUACUGCAGCUUUCCCACGCAGUACGUCACAAAGCCCAUGGCCAUGCUUUUGGCUUAAGAGUUAAUUAUAAGGCCAUGCUUUUGGCUUGGCGCAGUGCAAGCUGUUUUAUGUGAAGGAGUAUUUAAUUACUGAUUAUACAGUAAUGCUUUUUGUAAUGCUAUACUGGGAAAAUAGUCACAUUUUUAGCGGUAUACUUUACUAGGCUUUGCUUUAAGCUGAACAAUUUGAGCGGCCAAAGAUUCAGUACAAUAUGUCCAAGCUAAAAUUGAGUUGGCCGGUCACUUUGACCGGCGACCCUCCAGCCGUUAUUUCGCGUUCUGGGUAGGUAAACAACAUUGCAUUAGUGUGCAAUACCACUUGGACGUUUUACAAAACACAUUGGUAGAUAGUCUGAUUAACGCAUUGAAUGCCAGCACUCUAUUGCAUUAGAGUAAAAUAACAACGAAGGGAAUAUUACGGAACCAUUGACAAUUAUAUUUGUCGUGGGUAAAGUUAACCAGUUAUAUGCUGCAAUGCACCCGAAUGCGUCCAACUGCAUUUUACUCUAAAGUGCCAAACAAUUGACCAGUAUGAGUAUCUUCCCCAUUAUUAAUUAAGGAGUAAGGGCAUAUGCAAAUGCAGAUUGCAGUGCCCCUGCAAAGUUGGCAGCGCUUAUGUAUGUUUCUGGCUGUGGCUUCAUUUGUUCAGAAUCUUUGGCAGCCAAUACUUCAUUCAUGGCAUGAUUUAUUACCAACGUUAAUUAAACAGAAGUAGUAUGUCAUACUCUGUGAAGCCUUCCUAUGCGUUUACAUUUGGUUCAGGAAAGUCAGGCCUUGAAAUUAGCGAACAGUCAGGUUGGCAAAGUUUUACCUACCUGAAACGGCAGCCCAGCAACAGGUCGGCAAAUUUACUUUUGCAACAAAAUGUUCGAACGUGCAAAGCACAUCUUUCAAGUUUACCUUAUCAAAAUCCACACACCUGAAAAUCUAUAUAUAACUGAACAUGAACUUGUGGUUGCAGCUUGGCAACUGGCCCAUGCAGCUUAUGUAUCUAUCAAUGUUAAGCCCGGGGGGGGGGGCAUGGGGUUGGGAUUUGACAUUUUCCUGAAAAAUUUUGUUAAAAUCCACACCCCAGGGACACCACCAUUGUUCAAAAAAUGGUAAUACUCCCUACCUGAGGAAAUCAAUAUUGGGUCAAAAAACAGUAAUAUUUCCCCCAUCUGGGGGUUGGGAAAAUUUGUUAUAUUGCAUUCAUGAUCAAACUAAUAACCCCAAUUUCUGUUGAUAUUUUGAUUGGAAAAUGUUUGGGAUUUGUUGUUUUACAUUGUUUUGAUGCAAUGAUGCAUCUGCUGAAGUUAUGGAUAGUUCUUGAAAAUAUUUAUAGCAGAUAAUUUAGCUGGAAUACUUCAUGAGAGGCUGAGAGCAAUUUUAUGCUUGCCAUAUUAAAUGUUUAUCAGUUUAUUUAUAAUUUAAUUAUGCAAAUCAUAGUGGGCAUUGAAAUUUACGUUCAAGUCUUUUUUUGCAAAUAAAAAGAUGCUAUAAAUGUUUCAAGUGUGAACAGUGAGCUACUGGGCACUGUAGAAAAUGGCGAGCUGCCGAGCUGGAACUUUUUGAAAACAAUGGAAAAGAAUACAUAUAUUAAGGACAAAAAUCUCAAGUUUUUAACAAAAUAAUUGAUAAAACAAAGAUAAACUAUAUUUUCCCAUUUAAAAUAAACUAUAUUUUCCCACUAAAGUCGGAAAAAAGUGGCAUUAAAACAUUUAUAAAAUGCAUAUUCUACCUGUGGAAUGAAAUAGCAAUUCCACUGUUCGAUGUCACUCUCCAGACUCUUAUUCGUACAGUUCUACGCCGCUCAUUCGCGCUCAAGACUGUGGCAUUGUAGUUUUGGAUAAUAAAACAAAGCCAGGUGGGUGUUGCUCAAUAUUUUAGCAAAAAAAACUAAAAUCAGAACGCUUUAAAACACUUCAAAACAGCCGAGAACUUCGCAGAACGCUCGAAAACUAAUGUGUUUAUAUGGAGAAAAAAUUUCCCGCGUUUUUUUUUUGCCCGCUUGUUCCGCCAUCUUGGAUUGUUCAAAAUGUCACGCCUCGCGAGCUGAGUCGGCGAUCUAUAUCUCCUAUAUCUAUGAUUAUACCCUGUGCCAUCCAAAUACGUUUCCAUAACUCUCGCUAUUAUUACAAAUUGCUAUAACAACAGGAGACUCAACAGUCAACAACUAAAUAAUUCAUUAAUACAAUAAAAUGCACAUAAUCCUUCAACAAACUUCUAUUUAAGAAAUAGAAAACAUUUUCCGUGUUUCUAUAGAGUUAUAGGAACACGUGUGCUAGUUUGGGAGAACGAGAAAUAAUCAGUGGGAACACAAGCACGUAGUGCAAGUGUUUCCACGUUAUUUCGAGUUCUCCCAAACUAGCACAAGUGUUUCUAUAACUCUAUAGAAAAACAGGAAAAAAUGUUUUCUAUUUCUUUUAUUAAAUAACCUUGUCAUAAUAACACAAAAACAAUAUUUUUCACGCGAUUAAAAAGGUAUAUUCUCAUUACACAAUAACAAGAAAAUGUUGCCUAGCAGCAAUACCGGCAUCAAUUUUCAGUUUUGCCGACUGCAAAAUUAUGGAAAAAACACGCUGAAAAAGUUGAUUUAAAGAAAAUUUAAAGCGAAAAAACGUUUGGUUGGUAAGUGUUUCCCAGGCUUGUUUAACAAAAUUUCAGGUUGACGAUGUUUGUUUUAGUGUGUUAUUUUGAGGUUCGUGGAAAAUUCCCGUGUUCUAUAGCGUUAUAGAAACACGGGAUUUUUCGCUUUUCAACCAAUCAGCGCAGGCGUUAUUGAAAGGUUAUUUUAUAAAUGCUAGUACUACCUCAAUGAGGAAAGACUGGUAUUGCCAUGAUACAGAAGUUCUUUAGCGUAGUUAUAUUCCAAGUUUUUUUGGUUUUUAAGAAGUCAAUUAAACAAGGGACAUUAAUUUUUGAAAUUGUACCAAAAAAUAUUAAAUUACUUGAUUUUUUUGAAAUUUUACCAAAACUUUUACCAAAAUUAUAUUUUACCAAAACUUUCCCAAAAAUUACCAAAUUUUACCAAAAGUAAAUUAAUUUACCAAAUCUGGUCACACUGGAUAACUGAGGAUGACCACCCACUCAAGAUCGUCGUUCGUUGGUCAGCGCCCGCGAUGAUUGAUGAACUUUAGACUUCGCUAAUGCUUUCGUUUCCCCGGGUGUAAAUAGCCGGGGGGAAUUAGUACCCUCGCACGGCGCUUCGCGCCGUCGGCUCGGGGAUUAUAUAGGCGGCAUUGAGUAUGUUUACUCCAGUCAGUAAUAUACAAAAUUUAAAUGCCAAUUUAGUCUAUGCAUUUCAGAAAAAUUAAACAUUCAAAAAUACAGGGUGUCAUGUGACCAGCCGAUGACAGGGCCUUUUCGCUGACCAUCCAACUGAAGCAAAAAGCCCUGGAUAUAUACGAGGUCGCCUUGAGGUUUGAUCGCGCAAUAUAGACACACCGACAUGCAGCGUUCAUUGAAAGAAUUACAACUCUCAGAACUACACUCUUGCACCCUAUCGAUCCUUUAUUCCGUUGAAAAAUAUAUGAUCUUAACUGCUUAUUUUUAUUGGACUAGAGUGCAGAAGGAUCUGCCCGUGAUGAAGAGCUUACUGUACAGGACAAACUACGGGACACGAGAAAAAAAAAUGAAAGGCUUAGGAUGACCAAGACUCUAGCUGAACAGGUUUAUGAACUCAAGAAGCGAUCGGGUGCGCAUGCGUCUGAGUCCGCAGUACCCAAUGGAGCACCAGGUGUCGUUACUAGUAGCGACGCGGCAAGAGAACUUGCUCUAAGUGGCUCGGCAAGGGAACAUCUGUUAGAAAGCCAAAUUGAGCAGCUCAGCAUUCAAGAUCUUUCAAACAUAAUUGCCUCAUUGAUGGUUCUCUGCGAAAAGCAACAAGAAGAUAUGACAACCCUGAAAGCUCAGAAUAAUGAGAUCAGUACUGUUAGCAGAACCCGACAAACUGAGAAUGACAACCUUAAUACUGUUAACAGAACCUUAAAAACUGACAAUGAGAAUCUUCGUAUUGAUAAUAAAAAGCUCCAAGAUGAGAAUGAGCAGCUUUACCAAAGUGGUAUAAAUUUAGCAUUUGAAAAUAUAUCCUGGUUCAUCGAGAACGAAAACCUGAAAGAAAAGCCGCAAGGUGAUGAGGUUUAUGCAAAUGAUAAUGAGAAUAGGAGUGCAGAAGACGGUGAAACCUCUACCCAAGUACGUAAGUUAUACCAUACCACACGAUGAAUUAUGACAUGUUUACAAGCAUUAUGAAGAGCAGUUUUCAUACCACAAUUGUGAAAGUUUGAUACAAGAUGACGUCAUAACGUAAUAGGAACAAAAUACACUGUAUAUUGUUGACGAGACGCAUUUGUUCAAACAAAACUACUGUAAACCUUAAACGAAUUUAAGCACGGCGUACACGAUUUAUUCUUUAGAUAUAUAAUAAUAAUGUUUAGAUAUAUAAUAUAACGAAGCUAAUGCAGAAGAAGGGUUGGAAGUUGAGCCCACAGAUUAUGCCACUGACUGGUUUUCUUCACCCAAACCAUACCAGACUUAAAGUCAUGUGGAACCAUGUACGUACAUGUACAUAAUGUACCAUUCGUGAACCUUGCAGCACUUGUAUAAUGACUUUGAAGGUUUCUUGUUUUGAAAACAAAAUUUGAUGUGUUACUGUUGUAUAUACAUGUGUAGAUUGCUACACUUUGAUUGGUUAAGACCCGGGUAAGUAUUUUCUUAAAACAGCCACUUAUAUUCCCAAGUUGUUCUCCUCAAUCUGCAUAGUUUUCGCAAAUUAUGUACAUACAUUGUUCCACAUAUAACUGUUUUACCUGGCGCUCCAUUUUGUGAUUGUUGUGACUGUUAGGCUGUCACCCAAAAUAAUGUAGCCUCGAAACGCAGGUUUGCUACUGCAUGUACGUACAUGCAGUAGCUGAACAAAAUCUGCUUAGUAUACAUACAGUAGCAUGUAAUUCCGUUUUUUGAUCCGUUUGUCUUCGUGUCAAAUCUUGUGCCACAUAAAAGCAGAUUUAUCUGUAGUUAUUGUAAUAUACCUUUUUUUCAGGUAGAACCUCCCGAAUUGGUCAGAUUUUCUAUUGCACUCAAUUGCCCAGUUUCGUGUGGCUACAGCGUUGUCUUCUUCAUUUUGUAUAUGAUGGGGUUUCGAUUGUGCAUUCGAAGAUUCAUCGCAGAGGUGCAGUGUGCCUUAAAUAAUAAGUUCCGUGAAGCAAAACUUGAAGUAGGAAAGUGCAGCUUGUCGUUGACAGAGUUUUUGAAAGUAGGUUUAAUUGAUGAAAUGUUUGCCAGAUCUAUAACUGAUGAAUAUAAAAUUGGUGAUGCUUUGCGAGAGGCGAAAGAAAGAAUACAGGGUCAGUUACACCCUGCUGCAUUUAUGAUCGAGUACGAGGAGGGUCCAGACGGUAGAAAACCAAUUGGCCAUUGCGUGGCUGUCAUGCCUGACGGCAAAGUUAUUGAUGUCGAAGAGGGGAAAUACUGGGAGGCCAAUAGCGAAAGUCGCAUUAGCUAUAUAUAUGUUGUGAACGUUAAAGAAAGCGAGGUUAUAGAAUGGCAACACAAAUGUGCACUACAAAAGUGUGAAGCUGAAUGUACAGUAUGCUCUGAAUGUUUACUUGGCUCCCUCGACGGUUCGUCAAAAUGAUUUACGGAUCGUGAAUUACCUACUUUGCGGAUCCGUAUACAGUGCGUGAAUGGGUGCUGUUGUGUCGAAGGCCUGUUUUAUACGUCGAAUUUCGGCUGCGUCGAAUGCAAUUCAAACAAUAGAUGAUGAAGCUUAAUGAGGUUUAAUUAGCCGUGUUUACACUAAGGGACUGACAUUUACCUGUACCUGAGAAGUACCUAGCCAGGCUUACACGGCGUGUUUACAUUUGUUACAUAACUAUAAAGGCCCAAGUCCCAUUGAAUUGGCCAUUAUAUACAUGCAAAAUGAAUUACUGUGCAAAGUAGAAAAUGACAUCCGCUGAGUGCUGACAUCAAAGACUCAAAUUUACGUUUGUUGUCAUGGAAAUGAGCCUCGAGCACGUCUUGGGUCAGUGAAAAUGUGUUUACACUGCAGGCCUGACCUGAGAACCUGAGACUGACCUAAGACCGUGUUUUCAGGCCAACUCUAAUGCUUGGCCUGCCCUGAAAACAUGGUCUUAGGUCGGUCCUAGGUCAGUCUUAGGUCAGUCCUAGUGCGUUUACACUACAGGACUCUGGUCUGUCCUAGGUACAGUAAGGUAUAGGUCUCUAGUGUGAACACGGCUAUAUAAUUAUCUAUGGUCCUUAGCCAGAAACGUUUGUCGAACCGUACAGUUCGUCAAAAUGAUAUACAGAUCUUUAUGUUUGAAGUUAUUUAGUUCGCGCAGUGUUUUUAAAGAACGAAGCAAUAAUAUGUAUAGGUUAUUUUGAGAGGACAUGUGAUUUAUUCACCGACGCGCAAAGUGCCGAGGUGAAUAAACGCAUGCCCCCGAGGUGCCUCAAAAUAACGUACUUAUUUUUCACAUUGCAUGGCGAGGUCGCAUUUUAGGAGACAUAAUAGAAAGAAUUCGUUAUGAAAGACAUUUAAUAAAACAUGCAAUUCCAAUUUCCGAA
Messenger RNA from Paramuricea clavata, 15851 nucleotides. NCBI's taxonomy places the organism in Eukaryota, Metazoa, Cnidaria, Anthozoa, Malacalcyonacea, Plexauridae. The record is from the annotation of a GenBank genome assembly.